Molecule: messenger RNA, 1080 nt
Organism: Trichosporon asahii var. asahii CBS 2479
Lineage: Eukaryota; Fungi; Basidiomycota; Tremellomycetes; Trichosporonales; Trichosporonaceae
Exons: 1
Coding region: 1-1080 (359 amino acids)
Source: RefSeq, a predicted model, not a curated record
AUGCCCAUCGACAUCAAGGACAUCGACGACCGCUCUUCGAUGACGAUGUGCUCGACCGCGAGUCAGGAGGAGGCCAACGCCGGUCCCAGCCGCUGGCGCCGGAUUAGGAAGUGGUGCCUUCGCGUUGCCCUCUUGUGCGCGGACGAAGUCGACAAGGCAUCGGUGACAUCGAUCGAGAAGAAGGACGGCCUUUACACUCCUGAGGAGAAGCCUCGCGGGUUGAACUGCAUCCGGACCCAUGUUGGUGAAUGGAACAAGCAGUGCAUCGCCAAGGUUCGUGACUGGUUGCUGGACGCCCGGAGCGCCUCGAACCAGGACAUUGCCACUGAAGGCUUGAUGCAGGACAGCGAGACGGACUUGGACUUCGAGAUCCUCACCCUUUCAAGCGAGUGCGGCAGCCCCAUCACUCCUACCGGGCUCCUGAUGACUCAGUGGGAGAUGGUGGAGGUCAUCCAGGCUGUCGAGGACGACGGCUCCGACAACUCCCUCAGGCGCAUGGUCGCUCGACCGCCGCAGCUCGACACGCUCUCCGAGGUCGACGAGGACAUCGACGAGGACAUCGACGAGGACAUCGACGCGCAGGAAUUCAGCUACCCCGUCAUCGACUUCAAGGAGCGCGAGCUCGGAAUUCUGUACGAGGAGGAGGAGGACGGAUAUGACGCCGACAACGAUGACAGCGGGUACACCGAGGACUGGGGCCAGGACACGAGCUUCGAGAGCAACGUCGAGCCCGAGUCCAUGUACAGCGACAACGACUACGACGACGAGAUUCCGCCCGAGCUCGCCCACGUCCUGCAGCAGAUCUCGCCCUCGAAGCAGCCUUGGAUCCGCAAGAGGUGCCGGUCUGCCCCUAGCAUUUUGAACUCGCAGACUUUCGCUACGCCGCCUGCCACCCCGCCCCGGCCGACUCGGGCCGCGACUCCCAGCACGCCUGAGACGGUGUCUUCAGACGUGUCAAUGAUGGACACCUCUGUCGAGUCGUCGUUUGAGGCGCUGAGGCGCUUCUGGGAGGAGAGGUGCGAGGCCGACAGCUCCUUUGGAAGCAUCAGCUCUGGCUCCUCUGCAUACUUCGCCCCUUAG